GCCUCUCCGUCGCGGCGGGCGGCGGCCAACCCUAGCUCCCCGUCCCGGUUCCGACCCUCCCACUCCAUUCCCCAGCCGCGACGAGCGAGCGUGCCGAUGUAGGAGCGAAGCCGCGAGUGGUGGGUGACUGGUGGCGUGGAGCGGCGAGCGAAGUAUUGACCCCAAAUCUUCGGUCUCGCUAGUCGCCGGCCAUGGAGAAGGAAGCGGCAGCAUGGGCGGCGGCGGCGGCGGCUGCAGCACCGGCGCCCGAAUCCCAUGGGACCGCGGGGAAGUGGGCUAGGAACAGCGACUGCGACGAGACCGCCGGCGAUUUCAUCAGCAGGCUCCCCGACGACAUCCUCGGCACCGUCAUCUCCCUCCUCCCCACCAAGGACGGCGGCCGCACCCAGGCCCUCUCCCGCCGUUGGCGCCACCUGUGGCUCUCCGCGCCUCUCAACCUCGAGGUCCGCAACCGUCCACCUCGGUGCUUCCCCGGCGUCCCCGCCCUCACAUCCGUUGUCCCCCGCGCCGCCAUCUCAGAGAUACUCUCCCGACACCCAGGCCCUACCCGCCGAUUGUACAUAAACUGCCCCCGCUCCGGGUUCCUCUUUUUCUGGGCGCAGGAGUGGUUUCAAUCCCGAGCCCUCGCCAACCUCCAGGAGCUCGAUAUCAGCCACGCCAACUCCCCGCUGCUGGAAACAGUGCUCCACUCUGCAUCCACCAUCCUCGUUGCCAAGAUCAGCCAUUGCGAUCUCUCUGAAAAGAUCGAGCCGUGCAUGAAUUUUCCCCUCCUCAAGAAGCUCACCCUGUUUUACAUUUCCAUCUCAGAGCAUGUCUUGCACAGACUGCUCUCUGGCUGCCAUGCCUUGGAGAGCUUAUACAUGGCCGAAGUUCGUGCUGCGGGUUGCCUCCGUGUUAGCUCGCCUACUAUUACGACCAUCAUCUUCCGUCAUAGCUCUAGUGAAAAAGCGGAAUUGGUCAUCGAAGAUGCUCCCUGCCUUCUAAGGUUGCUAUUAACUGAUUGUAACCGAGACGAUUGUGUCACUGUCAGGGUGAUUAGUGCGCCUAAUCUGAAGAUAUUGGGUCCUUUCCUGGUUGUCGUUUCCAAGCUCCUGCUCUUCCAGGGAAUAAGCUCUGUCAGCUCCACAAACUCGAUGCACACCUUGAAGGUUUUGGCUCUCAAGCCUUCUGGAGAUAAAUUGCUUGCAGUUCUUAACAUCCUUAGGUGGUUCCCCUGUUUGGAAAAGCUCUGUAUUAUUUUUCAUAAACACUAUGAGAUGCAUGAGGAAAAUGAGCCUCAGUAUGACCCACUGCAUCCAAUCGAAUGCCUUGAGUCCCAUCUCAAAAAAGUGGUGUUUAAGUCAUUCCAGGGCUAUAGGAGACAGGUUGAAUUUGCCAGGUUCUUUGUAUUGAAUGCAAAGGUGCUAGAUAAGAUGGAAUUUGAAGUAUAUAAUCACUACCGCAGUGAAAUGGUGGCUUAUCAAUAUAGGCUGCUACAAGUGGAAAACAGAGCUUCUCGACAUGCUCGGUUUGAAUUCAGGACUACAUCCAUGCCCAUAAACAUGUCCAUGAUUUCUCAGUGGUUGCCCUUCAGACCCAUACACAGGGUUGAUGCCUGAAGAUUGCACUGUCUUGUGCUCAUUUUGUAGAUGGCGUUGAUGCCUAAAGAUUGCAUUGUCUUCCGCACAAGUCUGCUCUAUUUCUAGUCUAAAGUUCCUCUGUAAUGAUUCCAGUAACUUAUGAAGUUACCCCUGUUAAAACUGCAAAAGAAGUUCUUGGAUGCAAAAAUAGUGCACCGUGGAAUAUUUCUGCGGGAGGAUUUAAAAAUAUUACUGACCGAGGGAGCUGGCAUCUGCUGAAACUACUCCUACGGUGUUACCCUAUGCAAUUGUGGCUUUGUUCUGCCUAAGCUGGGCUAGAAACACUUGCUUGUGUGGGAAACUUAAUUGUUUUUCCAGUUAUACACA
Messenger RNA from Triticum dicoccoides, 1946 nucleotides. RefSeq names its product putative FBD-associated F-box protein At3g50710. Bases 192 to 1598 code for a protein of 468 amino acids. The record is from RefSeq and is a predicted model, not a curated record. Lineage: Eukaryota; Viridiplantae; Streptophyta; Magnoliopsida; Poales; Poaceae. The transcript is spliced from 3 exons. Gene Ontology annotation, molecular function: protein binding.